Exserohilum turcica Et28A is the source of this 2706-nucleotide messenger RNA. RefSeq lists its product as uncharacterized. The record is from RefSeq and is a predicted model, not a curated record. The transcript has 11 exons. Gene Ontology annotation, molecular function: mismatched DNA binding; ATP-dependent DNA damage sensor activity; ATP binding. Gene Ontology annotation, biological process: mismatch repair; reciprocal meiotic recombination. Bases 1 to 2706 code for a protein of 901 amino acids. Gene Ontology annotation, cellular component: nucleus. Lineage: Eukaryota; Fungi; Ascomycota; Dothideomycetes; Pleosporales; Pleosporaceae.
AUGUUUCAGCGAUCCGGGCCGUCGACCUCGCGCAGCACAUCUACGUCCAUGUCAUACGCAUAUGCUGACUACGAUACCACUACGACGUCACGCUCAGGAACUCGCAGGGCCACAGGUAGGCCUUCUACAGCAAGACCACGGACCGGGGCUUCCACUAUUGCCAGGGUCGAAAACCAGCAUGUCGUCUGUGCCAUUGCCGAAUCUCGUGGUAUCUCGCCUACCGUAGGCUUGGCCUUUGUGAACCUCGACACGGCAGAGGCAGUCCUGUGUCAAAUCUGCGACACCCAGACCUUUGUUCGAACAGUCCACAAGUUGAGAGUCUAUGGCCCUUCGGAGAUCUUGAUUGUAUCGACUGCUGCAAGUCCCAAGUCAAAGCUCUUUUCCAUCGUUGAGGAAACAGUCGAAGACAUUGGCAGCAAGCUAACCUUGCUUGAUCGGCGCUACUGGGCCGAACUGACUGGGUAUGAGUACAUCCAAACCCUGGCAUUCAAGGAGGAUGUCGAAGCAAUCAAGAUCUCCGUCACUGGCAAUUAUUACGCCGUGUGCUGCAUCGCGGCGGCACUCAAGUACAUUGAUCUUGGCCUGGGUAUGGUCUUCGCUUUACAUUCACUCAGGAUGCGGUAUGAGCCCUCUGAAGGAUCAAUGAUGAUCGACGUGUCAACCAUCUACUCGCUUGAACUGGUACAGAAUCUUCGCGACCCCAAAUCCAGAGACUGUUUGUUCGGUUUGCUCAACGAGACACUGACACCCAUGGGCGCACGACUGCUCCGCAGCAACAUUUUACAGCCGCUCACCGAUGCAGAUGUGCUCAGCAUGCGAUACACUGCUGUUGGUGAAAUGAUUGUGAAGGAAGAAUUGUUCUUUGCGACCCGGGCAGCCUUGAAAAACUUUCUUGACGCUGACCGAAUACUGACAGCACUAAUCAUUACGCCAAGCAAGAUUACCUUCAAGACAACAGAGCAAUCCAUUAACCAGGUCAUCAUGCUCAAGCAAUUCGUCAACUCUGUGAAUCCUGUCUUUGAAGCUCUGACUGGAACUGCCUCUGCUAUGCUCAGCAACAUUCGGGAGCUCUGUGCACCGGAGAAUGUAGCGCCUGUACAAGAGCUGAUUGAUCACAUCAUCAAUGAGGAUACUAUGUAUGCAAGGCAACCGCUCGAACUGAGAAACCAACGUACAUAUGCCGUGAAGUCUGGAGUCAAUGGACUGCUUGAUGUUGCUCGCACUACUUACAAGGAAGCCACCGAAGAUGCAUAUCAGCACUCGAUUGAGCUCAGUCAGGAAUACGAUAUCAGGCUAGACCUUAAGUACGAAGCUGCUCGACAGUUUUACAUCAAGAUUUCCCUGUCUGAGCUCGAAGACAAGACGCUGCCACCAGUCUUCACCAACGUAAUCCGCCGCCAUAAAAACAUCGAGUGUCAGACGGUGGAGUUGAUGAAGCGCAACCAGAAAAUCAACGUGUCUCACCAAGAAGUGAUACUCAUGAGCGAUGAAGCUGUCGGAGAUCUCAUUGAGCAAUUGCGCAGCCACAUGUCAAUCUUGUUCAAAAUCUGCGAAGCUGUAGCAAUGCUAGACAUGGUACUUAUUGGAGCAUUCGCACAUCUAGUGACGGUGAGCAACUAUACUCAACCACAGCUCACUGACACAUUGGCCAUCGAAGCCGGGCGCCACCCGAUCAAAGAAAAGAUUAUGCCAACCAAAUUCAUCCCAAACGAUGUCUACGCUACACAGCAGACACGAUUCCAGAUCAUCACUGGCUGCAACAUGAGUGGCAAGAGUACAUAUAUACGCUCACUAGCUUUGAUGACUAUCAUGGCUCAAAUUGGAUGCUAUGUCCCUGCCAACUACGCGUCAUUUCCAAUCCUGCACCAGCUCUUUGCCAGAGUAGGAACCGAUGAUAGCAUUGAGACAAAUGUUUCCACUUUUGCUGCUGAGAUGAGAGAGAUUGCUUUUAUACUGCGCAACGUGGAUCGCCGCAGUGUUGUGAUAAUCGAUGAGCUAGGUCGUGGCACAAGCACGAGAGAUGGUCUUGCCAUUGCUUUGGCUAUCGCAGAAGCCCUUGUCUCAAGCAGAGCUCUUGUAUGGUUUGCGACCCACUUCAAGGACCUGGCUACUAUCAUGGGUGAGCGUGCUGGAGUUCUGAAUCUGCAUCUAGCAGUUGAGAUUGGAAAUGAGCACAGCAUGACAAUGCUCUAUAAAGCAACUCAGGGCGUUGCCAAAGAAGCACACUAUGGUCUGAAGCUCGCCCGCGUUGUACCAUUGCCUCCUGGACUUGUAGAGCAUGCUACAGCUAUCGCGCGCAAGGUAGAGCGGCAUGCGCUCCAAAAUAAGAAAGCAUCAGAAACAGUACUCAAAGAGAAGCGACGCAAGCUCAUCCUCAACCUCAAAGAGCACCUCAUCCAGGCAUAUAACGGCGUACUAGAGGGAGAGGUUCUCACUGCAUGGCUCAAGGAACUGCAAAAAGAGUUUGUGAACCGCAUGGUCACGCUUGAAGCUGAAGCUGAAAAUGCAAUCAACGAGACUGAAGAGGAUCAGGACGAAGAAAUGGGGGACGGGAGUACAUGCGAAGAAGAACGCUCAAGGACAAAUGAUAGUCAGUCGUCGAUCAUGUCAAUCGACUCGCAUAUCACGUCGACAGAGUCCGAGUCUACAUUUCGAGCAAUGUCCGAGGCAUCAACCGUACGUGCGGUUUCUGAAAACGAGUGUUGA